Sphenostylis stenocarpa is the source of this 1206-nucleotide messenger RNA. The record is from the annotation of a GenBank genome assembly. NCBI's taxonomy places the organism in Eukaryota, Viridiplantae, Streptophyta, Magnoliopsida, Fabales, Fabaceae.
AUGUCCGAAGAGGAUCGAAUAAGCCAGUUACCAGACGAUAUUCUAUGCAAAAUCCUUUCAUUACUUACAACCAAGGAAGCCAUAGCUACGUCCUUCUUGUCCACCAGGUGGAAAUUCGUAUGGACCAUGGUUCCAUCUAUUGACAUUCAGUGCACCAAAAAAAUCGUGAAAAAGCAGUCCUCCUUGUCCACCAGAUGGAGAUUUCUAUUGAAAAUGGUUUCAUUUCUGAACAUUCUGUGCAGCAAACCAACCAUGGAAUAUCACGAGAAGAUCGAUGAAUUCUUGGAUCGACGCAGAGCAGAAAAGAUCACUAGGUUUUCUCUCCUAUGUACUUGCAAUUGUUGUUUCGUAAAUAACGUGCAAGAAUGGGUCUAUGCAGUGGUAGCAAGAAAAGUUGAAAAACUGGAUAUCAACUUGCGGAUAUACAAUGGAAAGGUGCUCUCCUUCUCCAAUUUGUUCACUUGCACCACAAUUGACACCUUGAGUAUCCAAGGCCCCUUUGAUAUCUCUAUUCCUUCUUCUGCCCAUCUCCCCAAUGUCAAGAGCAUAACACUACGUGUCAACACAUGCUUACCCUACUCCAAUGUUAGAACCCUAAUUUCUGGAUCUCCAGCUCUUGAAUUUUUCUACCUCUUUAAUAUGAAGCAGAAAAUGUAUAAUUAUUAUUUCCAGGAGUUGAAAAUUGUGCGUAACUCAAGGGGUAUGCGAUUGCACCGUAACAACAGUAUGGCUUAUAACCUUUUUAUACACAGUGAUGAUCGUGACUCAGAUUUUAUCUUAGAUUUGGAGGAGAUAAAUCAAUGGCCUAAAGUUCUGGACUCCAAGAUUCAUCUGACAAUAUACUUGACCGUGGAAGAGGAGUCUUUUGCUGAGAUUCUUGUCGCAAUACGUAACGUUAAAUAUCUGUCUCUGAGAUGUUUUAAGCAAGACAUGCUACCUUCCAUUCAUGUUUUUCCACCAAAGUUUUGGAAUUUAGUUGAGCUUCAACUUUUUAUUAAAAGGGAUGACCCCUUCUCCAUGGAAUUUCCUAGCGUCUGUCCUAGCCUUCAAGUUCUUGAAUAUAAUUUCAUGGAUGGUUACUUUGGUGCCGGUGAGAGAUAUCGAUAUCAUAUUAGGGACGGAGUAAGGAAGCGUGACCUUUCAAUUGUUCCUGUUUGUCCUACAAUUAGCAAACUUGGAAACUUCCUUAAUGGUUGGGAGAGCUGA